Messenger RNA from Harmonia axyridis, 2615 nucleotides. RefSeq names its product leucine-rich repeat-containing protein 40-like. The record is from RefSeq and is a predicted model, not a curated record. The transcript has 6 exons. Gene Ontology annotation, molecular function: protein binding. Gene Ontology annotation, cellular component: extracellular matrix. NCBI's taxonomy places the organism in Eukaryota, Metazoa, Arthropoda, Insecta, Coleoptera, Coccinellidae. Bases 29 to 2572 code for a protein of 847 amino acids.
GUUUGUUUUUGGGUAGUCAACCAACAAAAUGUUCUUCAAAUCAUUCCUGCUUUUUACUUCCUUAAUCUGGUGCAUUCACUGCCAGAAUGACAUACCAGUGCAACUUCUCGAAGCGAAAAACAUUGUCAUCCAUGACUAUCACGGCAACAUGGACGCCAAGACAUUAGAGCUUCUUGAAAACGUUGAAACUCUUACCUUGGAUGGAUGCAAUUUCACAAGUUUCAACAAAAACUUUUUACAUCCUUUGAAGAACCUUCAAAAAUUCGUUUUCUCAAACAGUCAAUUCAACAAAGUUCAAAGUGACAUCUCAACCUGUUGUUCGAAACUCCGAACAGUUGAGGUGAUCAACACCAAAUUCGGGCCCAUUAACCAGGACGAUCUGAAGAGGUUGGCUCAAAGGAAGGCAAUGGAAAGGUUCCAUUUACACAAGAUGAACAUUCCCAAUAUUCCAGCUAACUGCUUAGUGGGAUCGAAUCUAAAAAGUUUCGAGGUUGAGUACAGUAACCUAGCUAUAAUCGAAGAUGGUGCUUUCAAUGGAAUGGAAAAACUGGAAAUAUUGAAUUUGAGGAACAACAAGCUCACGACAAUUCCAACUGGUAGCCUGGCAUCAUUGAAGACUUUGAAGGAAUUGCAUUUGGGAAGUAACCUAAUACAAAAAGUGGAAACGAAAGACAUACCCUCUUUGCCCAAUUUGGAGAAACUGAAUUUGGGAUUCAACCCUAUCCAAGGCCUCAAUUUGAGGGGUCUCAAGAAGAAGUUACCCAAACUGAAGGAGGUCGAUGUUAGUGGUAUGCGAGUCGAUCUUUUGGCAAAUUUAGGUGUUCCACUUGUUAUGACUCCUAUAAUCAUUCUUUGUUUUUUGGGAGUCUUCACAACCAACAAAAUGAUCUUCAAAACUUUCUUGCUUUUCACUUCCUUAAUCUGGUGCAUUCAAUGCCAGAAUGACAUACCAGUGCAGCUUCUCGAAGCAAAAGACAUUGUCAUCCAUGACUAUCACGGCAACAUGGACGCUACGACCUUGGAGCUCCUUGAAAAUGUUGAAACUCUUACCUUGGAUGGAUGCAAUUUCACAAGUUUUAACGAAAACUUUUUACACCCUUUGAAGAACCUUCAAAAAUUAGUUUUGUCAAACAGUCACUUCAACAAAGUUCAAAGCGACAUCGCAAACUGUUGUUCAAAACUCCGAACAGUUGAGGUGAUCAACACCAAAUUUGAACCCAUUAACCAGGAUGAUCUGAAGAAGUUGGCUCAAAUGAAGGCAAUGGAAAGGUUCCAUUUACACAAGAUCAACAUUCCCAAUAUUCCAGCUAACUGCUUAGUGGGAUCAAAUCUGAAAAGUUUCGAGGUUGAGUACAGUAACCUAGCUAGUAUUGAAGACGGUGCUUUCAACGGAAUGGAAAAACUGGAAAUAUUGAUUUUGAGGAACAACAAGCUCAAGACCAUUCCAACCAUAAGUCUGGCAUCGUUGAAGAGUUUGAAGGAAUUGCAUUUGGGAAAUAACAAAAUAGAAAAAGUGGAAACGAAAGACAUACCCUCUUUGCCCAACUUGGAGAAACUGAACUUGGGAUUCAACCCUAUCGAAGGCCUCAAUUUGAGGGGUCUCAAGAAGAAGUUACCCAAACUGAAGGAGGUCGAUGUUAGUGGUAUGCGAGUCGAUCUUUUGGCAAAUUUAGGUGUUCCACUUGUUAUGACUCCUAUAAUCAUUCGUCAUUCGAAUUUUGGUUUUGGGCAGUUGGAAAUAACCAACAAAAUGAUCUUCAAAACUUUCCUGCUUUUUACUACCUUAAUCUGGUGUGUUCACUCCCAGAAUGGCAUACCAGUGCAGUUGCUCGAAGCAAAAGACAUCGUCAUACAAGAUUAUCACGGAACCAUGAACGCCAAGACCUUGGAGCUCCUCGAAAAUGUUGAAACCCUUACCUUGGAUGGAUGUAAUUUCUCAAGUUUCAACGAAAACUUUUUACACCCUUUGAAGAACCUUCAAACAAUAGUUUUGUCAAACAGUCACUUCAACAAAGUUCAAAGCGACAUCUCAACUUGUUGUUCGAAACUCCGAACAGUUGAGGUGAUCAACACCAAAUUCGGACCCAUUAGCCAGGAUGAUCUGAAGAAGUUGGCUCAAAUGAAGGCAAUGGAAAGGUUCUAUCUACACAAGAUCAACAUUCCUGUUAUUCAAGCUAACUGCUUAGUGGGGUCAAAUCUAAAAAAUUUUGAGGUUGAGUACAGUAACCUAGCUAAUAUUGAAGAUGGUGCUUUCAAUGGAAUGGAAAAACUGGAAAUAUUGAUUUUGAGGAACAACAAGCUCAAGACCAUUCCAACCGGUAGCCUGGCAUCAUUGAAGACUUUGAAGGAAUUGCAUUUGGGAAGUAACCUGAUAGAAAAAGUGGAAACUAAAGACAUACCCUCUUUGCCCAACUUGGAGAGAGUAAACUUAGGACAUAACCCCAUAAAAGAGAUCAAUUUGACCGGACUCAAGGAGAAAUUACCCAAACUGAAGGAAGUCGAUGUGUCUGGUAUCAACAUCGACGUUUCUAAAAACCAAGGAGUGCCCCUAAUUAAGGUUGCCUUAGAUUAGGUUGUUUAUUCCAGCAUCAUUCAAAUUAAAUAUUUGAUUUUUU